Messenger RNA from Pygocentrus nattereri (red-bellied piranha), 3852 nucleotides. RefSeq names its product solute carrier family 43 member 1a (gene slc43a1a). NCBI's taxonomy places the organism in Eukaryota, Metazoa, Chordata, Actinopteri, Characiformes, Serrasalmidae. Bases 483 to 2132 code for a protein of 549 amino acids. Gene Ontology annotation, biological process: neutral amino acid transport; transmembrane transport. The transcript has 15 exons. Gene Ontology annotation, molecular function: neutral L-amino acid transmembrane transporter activity; L-amino acid transmembrane transporter activity. The record is from RefSeq and is a predicted model, not a curated record.
GAUUCAGGCACCACUACCAGCUCUUGCCUAGUUCUGUCCUUUUAAGUUGAGCUUAGGGGCAGCCAGCCAGUAUUAGGGAGGGUUAAAGAGUCUAGGAAGAGUUAAAUUAGUCGUUUCCUGAGGAGUCCAGGGCCGGUUAGACAGGAUUAGAGAGUGUAAAGCGUUAAAUUGGUCAUUUUCUGAGAGCAGACCAAGACCCGGUGAGUUACAGUCAGGGAGGGAGAGGGAGUAAACUCGCAAAGAAAGAGUUAAAAGCGGUCGUCCACCACAGUUUGAGAUGUAUUUAAAGUUAGGGGACAACAUCGAAGGUCGUCUGGUCUAAAUAAUCUACUCAAGUUAAAUUAUCGAAGUCGGGUCACUAGAUAGAGAAGCAGCUGCUCAUUUUUUGCUGUUGUUUUUACCGCCGAAUCGGGAAAAAAAAACCCCAGCAGGAAUUGAAAGAAGACGCGACACGUGGUGUUUGACAACUGAAAAGACAUCAAAUGAAAGGGAUGGCUCCUUCACUUACCCAGGCCUAUAGGAGGAGAUGGUGGAUGGCCUGCACAGCAGUGCUGGAGAAUCUGUGUUUUUCAGCUGUGUUGCUUGGUUGGGGAUCUCUGCUCAUCAUGCUGAAGAAGGAGCGCUUCUACUCGCACCUCUGCACAAAAAAUGAGACAGGAGUGCCUGAUGUUAGCCACACCAAUACAUCACAGGAAGGGCUGAGCUGUGUGGAGCAGGAAGAGGUGCUUAACCUGGGCUUCACAAUCGGUUCAUUCCUGCUCAGUGCUGCCACACUGCCACUCGGCAUCCUUAUGGACCGAUAUGGCCCCAGGCCCCUGCGUCUCACUGGGAGUGCAUGUUUUGCACUCUCCUGUGCGAUGAUGUCUGUGUCUGCAUAUAAUCCUGAAGUUCUCUCUGCCCUCAUCUUUCUUGCUCUGUCGCUCAACGGUUUUGGCGGGAUCUGUUUGACCUUCACUUCUCUCACGCUGCCCAAUAUGUUUGGAAGUCUCAGUUCUACAGUGAUGUCGCUGAUGAUUGGAUCGUAUGCGUCAUCUGCAGUCACUUUCCCUGGAGUUAAGGUGAUAUAUGAUGCUGGUGUGUCGUUCACUGUGAUCAUGUGGGUUUGGGCUGGCCUUGCUACACUGGUCUUGCUUAACUGCUUUCUGAACUGGCCAGUGGAGUCCUUCCCCACACCACAAGAGUUGGAGGAGAUGCAGAAGAUGCGUUCAGGUGACGACGCUCAAGAGCAGAUGAACCACUCAACUGACAAACUGACUGAAGCUACCCAGAACACAACAAAUACCAUUCCAUUUCGACAAUCUGUGUUUUCCCCGAUUUUCCUGUGGAGUCUGGUUACCAUGGGAAUGUCUCAGCUGCGCAUCAUCUUUUUCAUGGGAGCCAUGAACAAAAUGUUGGAGUUCCUGGUCACACAUGGCAAAUCUCAUCCCUCUGGUGAACUGGUGACUGACGCUAAAGAAAAAGUGAGCUUCUACUCGUCCAUCUUUGGCACACUGCAGCUCCUGUGUCUGGUCACCUGCCCCCUGAUUGGUUACAUCAUGGACUGGAAAAUGAAAGAGUGUGAGGAGGAGACGGCUCCUGCAAAGAGGGACCAACAGUGUAGUUCUGCCUGCAAACCAAAUCGAGACAGAAAGAUCCAAAAACUGACAAACGCCAUGAGAGCCUUCACUUUCACCAACUUGUUGCUUGUCCUGUUUGGCAUCACCUCACUCAUCGACAACCUACCUCUACAGAUUUUGACGUUUAUCUUACACACUAUGGUCAGAGGAUUCAUCCACUCCUGCUGUGGAGGACUGUAUGCUGCCGUCUACCCCUCUAACCACUUUGGUACUCUGACGGGUCUGCAGUCUAUGAUCAGUGCUGUGUUUGCUCUGCUGCAGCAGCCUCUGUUCAUCGCAAUGGUGGGACAUUGGGAAGGAGAUCCCUACUGGAUCAAUGUAGGGCUCCUCAUCUUCUCGUUGGCUGGCUUCCUGUUGCCCGGAUACCUGCUCUAUUAUCGCAAACACCUGAUACAAGAGAGGGCCGCACAAGACAAGGCGACUGGACAGACUGCUGCAGAGAGUCAAGUUCUCAACCAAACUGACACUAAGGGCAUAAAUCACCACAGUAAUGGUCACAUCCCCCAGGAGGCUUAGACCCAAAGAAGAAAGCUUAUAGGUCUUUGAGGGGGAACCAUUCAAUUUUUAUUCAUUUUCCACAGAAACUUCUAAACGGCUCCAUAUGUGGCAACUCAGCUGUUAGUCAGGACCUUAUGCGCCUUGUUAGUAGCUUCCCAUGUUGGUGCUGAAUUUCAUUGAAGCCAUGAAAUUUCAUACCUGGACAUUACACUUGUUAUGCAAGGACUUGAACAUUGUCCCUUUUACUUUUUCGCGAGGUUUCAUUAGGAGUUGUAGUUGUUGUGUAAUGCUACGACAACUUAUUUUUUAAAAUCUUAUAUUUAUACUUUAGUGUUUUUUAAGUAUUGGCUGAACCUGAUAUAUUCUCCUUUCCGUAUUGCAGUGUUUUUCACCUCCAGGGCUGCACAGUUUUAUGUCUGUAGUUAGUAAUAAAUAAUAAUCACAGUAGUAACCAUCACUUCUGGAGCUGAAUCCAGUGUGUUGAAACAAAAAAAGUAAAAAUGAAAGUGAAAAACAUAAAACUGUGCAGUGCAGGAUGGAAACAUGAUAUAUGCAAAAGUUUGGGCACGCCUGAUGAAAUUGGAUUUUGAUUUUCUAAGUGAAAACAAGUUCUCCUUUACAGUGAACACAGUCCUGCUUAUUCAGUGCACAGUCACCAUUUAUUUGCUAAAUUGAACAUGUUAGGAAAAAAAUAAACAUAAAAUAUGGCCGGUGCAAAUGUUCUGGCACAGUUUACAUAUUUAAUGUUUUAUUUUUUCCCAAUCUGUUAAACUAGGCUAAGAAAAGUGUCAUAUUUAAGUCUGGUCCCUGUCGAUAAUAUGUGAACUAACCAAGCUUUGUCAUUUGACUGGGUGUGUCCAAACAUUUGCAUACAACUGUAUGUCCUAACACACACACAAGCUCAAGGUAACUUCACUUGACUACAGACAAGCUACCUCAGCCAUUGUCUCAGUCACACUGACCCAGUGGUCAUUUGGGCAGUUUGUGACCUGUGUUUGUUUUCAUUCACUCAAGAAUGUGUGUCGAUGCAUCACAAUUUGUUUUGGUCUUUUUGUCCAUUUUAUCUUGAAAAAUUAAGAGACCAUCAAUGCAAUCAUUUCAGUAAUACCAAAGACACUGAUGAAUGAUAUAUAUAUACACACACACAUAUAUAUAUAUAUAUAUAUAUAUAUAUAUAUAUAUGUAUUUUAAAAUUUAUAUGCAAAUACCCAAAGCACCCUUAUUAAGACUCUACCAGUGAACAAUAGUCAUGAACCUUUGUGUGCUGUAUUUUCUCUUGUGCUUUUUAUGCGCUUAGCCAUUGAAAGGGAAAUUUUGAAAUUUGCUAUUGUAUUACUUUGUUACUCUAACAUAUUUGAGCCUGAAACUUUUACUGCUCUGUAAAACGCAUUGGCUGUAUUUACCCAUUCUAUUUGCUUAACUUGCUUGUAAUGCUUACGUGAUGUUAGGGUCAGGGGUUGAGAAGACUUGUCAUACCGUACAAAGACACACAGACCAUUCAGAGCACUAUGUUGUUACUGCCAAACUUCAGUCUGCUUUCUAUUACUUUUCCGUGUGCUUGCGUGGAAACAGUUCCUUGCUUGAAUGUGUGCUUUUAUAUCACUGAAUGUACGUGAGAGUGUAUGGGAAGCAACCAAAGUUAACUUCACCUUGCUGUGGGCAGGUGACAAAUGUAAGAAAUGUUUGAGGAUGUAUUAUACAUUUCCAAAUAAAAACAUGCACAAAGUACAAAAUUUCA